GGGGAGAGAGACACUGCUGCUCCCUCAUCUCCUCUCUGGUCCAUCUGAGGGGCUCUAACAGCCCAGCAGGAGAUACCAAAUCUGGGAAGGAGCCUUACCACCUCCCCCUUUCUGUCUGCUGGAUCCCCUGGGCCAGGCACUGCGUGCUUAGGGCGUGUGUGUUUGCAAGUGUGUGUGUGUGCGAGAGGAACCAAGUCGGUCACACAGACAGCAGGAAAACGAGCCUAGACAGCAUCCAUCUACCAUCUACCACAUCAGAAGGAGAGGAGAGAGGGAGGAAGAAUAGAGUGGUAGAAUAAGAGACUGCUGGUGCUGUAGACGGAGGCAUGGAGGAGAGGUGUGUGUCAGCCAUGUGUGUGUGGAGCUGAGGCGUCAGUCACGGGUUCUGGCGGACGGACAGUCGGAGGGAAGGAGGACUGGAAUGUGGAUGUUGCCUGCCUGUCAGAGGGAAACGAUGCUGUGAGCUGGGGCUUAGCAGGCAGAUCUCUGUGUCUCUGUGUCUCUUUCUCUCCUCCCCGCAUACAGAGGAAAGAAACAUUAGCUGCUAGCUCCAUCUCUCCGCUGCUCUGCUCAGCCGACGCUCUAUCUCUCUCUCCCUCUCCUCUCACAUCCCUUCAUCUCUCUGCUCCAACCACAGUCUCCCUGGAAAUGAUCUCACACUGGAUGUUGCAGUCAGACACUGCUCUGCUCGCUGAAUAGCAUCGACUUGCACUAGGAAUUUACUAAUCAGAGCAAUGCGUCUGGUCCUUUGGAGAGCCAGUGGAUUUCACAGUGAUUCCCAUCCCCCACUCGGAUAUACAGAGUUGAAGUUUUGACACAAGCUCUUCUAAGCAGGCCUGUCAGAGUUGUGUGUCUGCCUGGGGGUUGACACUCCUUCCUCCCCACUCCUCCACCAACACCACCAACACCACCGCUGGCUCCUUCACCGCUGGCUCCUCCACCGCUGGCUCCUCAGUCCGAGCAGAGCUGCUCCACUGCAUCUUUAAUAGACGUCUCUCAAAGCAUUGCCUUCCAUGGUUUCUGCCCUGCUCCAGACUCUAUCAUCUUACAUCGUGAAGAUUUGCAAAGGAAUGUUUACAAAGAAAUUGGCGAAUCCCACAAAGAAGAAAGAGAGUAGCGACAAUAAAGAGCCCAAAUUGACCACCACUGAUUUGCGUGACCAAGGUAACCUGACGCCGACACUCUCCACCACUCUGAAAACCACAGUGAAAAAAAUCAGCAAAUGCUCUUCGGCGCGUAACAUCUCUCUUGAAUUAGACGACGGAAAAAACGACUGCUCCUCUCUCUCACCGACUUUCAGUUACCGUGUAGCGAUAGCGAACGGACUCCCGAAAAAUGCUCUUCUGCUGAACAAUAAUGAGAGUAUCUUCCAGGAGAUCCUCUCCAUCAAUAGCGAAUACUCUGACUCCCUGAGCGAGGCCAAACCUGUGCGUAGAUUCGAUGAGCAGAAAUCUCACACCAUGCCAGUGAGACGGAACAGGAAGAGCCUCAUUAGUCUGGCGCCCUCCGAUGGCAGCUCAGAGGGUGAGAGGGUGGAGCGCUCAAGUCUGCACACUCUCCGACUUGGAGCGCUACGCAAGCUGAGGAAAUGGAAAAAGAGUCAGGAGUGCGUGUCUUCGGACUCCGAGGUGAGCAACUGGAGGAAGACCCUGGGUAUCCGGAGCAAGUCCCUGGACCGGGCUGGGAGGCAGCAGAAGUCGACCUCUGCCUUAGAAGCCGGCUCCAGCUCUACAGGCUGCAUCAACCAAACCCAGGAUGUGAUGGAGAUGAUCUUUAAGGAGCUGCAGGGCAUCAGCCAGAUCGAGACAGAGCUUUCAGAGCUCAGGGGACACGUCAAUGCCCUGAAGAACUCCAUCGACGAGAUCUCCUCCAGUGUGGAGGUGGUGCAGACCGAGAUCGAACAACUGCGUACUGGCUUUGUCCAGUCCCGGAGAGAGACACGAGACAUCCACGACUACAUCAAGCAGGUCAGCCACCAGGCCAACAAGGCCAGUCUGAGGUUCAUAAACGUCCCUGAGGAGAAGCUGGAGAAAACUGAGAGUCUCAUCUAUCACAUUCUAAAGGACAAAAUGGGAUUUGCUGAAGCACAUAAAACACUUAAAAUAGAGCUAGCCCAUCGGUUAGGGCAACAAAGAGAAUGUUCCAAUGCAAAACCUAGGCCUAUUAUUGUAAUAUUCUCAACCCCCUCAGAUAGAGAUUUAGUUUUGAAAAAAUGCUACAAACUGAAGGGGACUGGUAUAUCUGUAUCCACUGAUAGCUUAACGACUCAUGUGAAGGAAAAUAAAAAUAAAGGAGAAAUGUCCUCUUCUCAAACCUAUGAGAGCAUGGACAUUAAGGUCUCAGCCAAGGACAAAGCUGAGAGUGAUGACUGGGACUCUAUGGACAGUGACAAGGAGCUAGACGAACUAAACAGGAACAAAUAUGCAAUGGUGGUGUCUAAGCCUGUUCACAAACAUAAAGCAGAUAAAAAGAGGCACGGUCACCAUGAGCACGGUAGCCGGUCUGCGGAUGAGGCAGGCUACUCUGCCUCAGUUCACUACGCUGAUGACUCCUAUGAUGAGUCUGACAAAGCCUCCAAGCCCUACUAUGGGGACCUCACCCCCGGCUGGCUUUCUCAGAGCGACUACUCCACACCCAAGCUCAGCCGCUCCGAGUCUGACUGCUCCAAGCUCUGCCAGUCCUACUCUGAAGACUUCUCAGAGAGCCAGUACUUCAGCCGGCCCAAUGGCAGCUCUCUACUAUCCUCCUCAGACCAGGAGCUGUGGCAGAGGAAGCAGGAGGACAUGGCGUCAUCGUGGUACGCCAGCCAGACCCUCAGCCAGGAGAACCCUCCGUACACCGAACCCAACGAGGCCGAGACCACAGAGACCAUCGACAGUGGGGUGAGCAAUGGGCUGGUCUGCAUGUCUGGGGAUAGGAGCCAUUACAGCGGCUCACAGCUGUCUCUGCAGGGAGACCUCUCCCCAUGGAAGGACUGGCCUCACCUGGAGCAGGGAGCAGACUCCGGGCUGGACGCUUCCACAGAGCAGAACUUGGUGUCUGAGGUCAGCAGCCCCUUUGACCCAGCUGCCAUCCCUGGCUUCCCUGAGAACAUCACCAAGUGUCAGGAGGUGGACCUGGCAUUUGAAGGGGAGGAGACUUUCAUGUUGGAUAUGGUGGAAAGCACCCUGUUGGACACCGCCUCCCUGGAGAUCACCAAACAGGAGAGUGCCCGGCUGGGUAGUGCUCCCCCCACUACUCUUUAUACAGCCCCUAUCAUAGCGAAAGAAACUGUUGUAACACCACCUGUCCAUAAGCCUAAAGCUAAAGAGACUGCUAAAACACUUCCUAAAGAAACUUCUAAAGCAGCUCCUAAAGCUAAAACACCUCCUAAAGAGUUAGCUAAAACUGUUCCUAAAGAGGUUGCUAAAGCUAUUCCUAAAGAGGUUACUAACACUAUUCCUAUAGAGGUUGCUAAAAUUAUUCCUACAGAGGUUGCCAAAACACCCAAAGAGGUUGCUAAAACUAUUCCUAAAGAGGUUGCUAAAAUUAUUCCUAAAGAGGUUGCCAAAACACCUAAAGAGGUUGCUAAAACUAUUCCUAAAGAGGUUGCUAAACCUAUUCCUAAAGAGGUUGCUAAAACUAUUCCUAAAGAAGUUUCUAAUACUCUUUAUAAAGUGACUUCUAAACCGGCAAAAGAGGUUGCUAAAUCAAUUGCUGAAGAGGCUGCUAAAACUAUUAAACUAAGAGAAACAGCCAAAAUGAUUCCUAAAGAGAAUGUUAAAACACCUCCUAAAGAAAUUGUUAAAGCUAUUCAUACAGAGGCUCCUAAAACACCUCUGAAAGACACUCCCAAAACAAGUCCAAAAGAAACUCCCAAAACAAGUCCAAAAGACACUCCCAAAACAAGUCCAAAAGACACUCCCAAAACAAGUCCAAAAGAGGCUGUGAAAAUACUUCCCAAAGACACUCCUAAAACAAGUCCAAAAGAGACUGUGAAAACACCUCCCAAAGACACUUCUAAAACUCGUCCAAAAGAGACACCUAAAAUGGUUCCUAAAGGGGCAUCUAACACACUUCCUAAAAUGGCAGCUAAAGAAGCCCCUGAACUAUCCACCCAAACAUUCCCUGAGCUUGAUGUCAAACACAGCUUCCAACCGAGCCAGACCAAGUCCUCUACCAUGUACCGUAGCCAGAGCGAGAUCCGGUCCGAGAAUGUUGUAGAGGAGGUGCCCAAGUCCUGGAGCAGCCGUCUCAGUAUCGACCUCACCGACAAAGCUCCGUCCUUUAGCUUUGGGUUCGGCUCUACCCUGAAGAAGGCAAAAUCAGCCCUGGAGGUGGUGUGGAAGUCAGGCCCUCCACCUAGUGCCGCUCCCCCGGAGCCACCCCCAGACUCAGGAUCCUUCAUGGGCCGCUUCCGCACACUGUCCACAUCCACGGCCAACGACUCCAGCACCACCAUUGACUCAGACGUCUACACAGAUUCCUUAGUCUACAAGGCUGAAGAUGAAGACGAGGCUGCCGCUGGUGACCAGCUGGAGGACAAUGAGACCGCCUAUGUCGGGGUGAUGGAGCAGGUCCUGGCCAACCUGGAGAACCGGUCCAACGCCAAUGACACAGAAGAGACAGAGGAGUUUGAGGAGCCCAUACUGGAUUAUGAUCCUGAUGCCUCUCAGGAUUAUGUCUCUGAAGACUAUGAGGCUACCACCCAGGAUUACGAGGACUCUGAUGAAGUUGAGGCCACCCAGGAGGCUGCAGUCGUUCUGGAGUAUGACUGUAGUCUGGACGAGCAGUACGACGAGGAGUACAGUGAGGAUUACGUUGAUGAUGUCAUGACGGGGGACACGGCAGAGGACACAGCAGAGUAUGAGGCCAUGGUGGAGUAUGUCGAGGUGGAGGAGCCUGACGAGGAGGAAGAAGAGGAGGAGGAGGAGGAGGAAGAGGAGUUAAUGGAGGACAUGGAAGAGGGGGAUGAGAUGGAGGAGACCUCCGAAGCGUCUGCGUCGGAGAGGACGGAAAACCUAGAGGAUGAGAACAAAAACAUUCCGGAGAAGGAGGAGAUGCCUGCAGAGGCUCCGCCCAAAAAGCGCAUCCGUCCUACGUUUAAGGAGGCUGCGCUGAGGGCCUACAGGAAGCAGAUGGAUGAGCUUCAGCAACAGAUCCUGGCUGGAGAAAAACCUCCACCACACAACAAGCCUCUCAAUGUGCUGGAUCCCAAAGUACUGGGCCUACAGGCUGUCGGAGGAGCUGGCUGCAUUCUUUAUGGCAUUGACAGCAUGCCAGAUUUACGCCGCAAGAGGACCUUACCUAUUGUCCGAGACCUGGCUAUGACUCUCGCUGCUCGAAAGGCAGGCAUCUCGUUCGCCCUGGUGACUAGAUCGACCCUGAACAACGAGGACCUGAAACUGCAUGUGUUUAGGAAGACGUUGCAGGCGUUGAUCUAUCCCAUCUCGUCUACGACGCCUCAUAACUUUGAGGUGUGGACGGCCACCGCCCCAACCUACUGCCACGAGUGUGAGGGCCUGCUGUGGGGCAUCGCCAGGCAGGGUAUGCGCUGCUCUGAGUGUGGUGUCAAAUGCCACGAGAAGUGUCAGGAUCUACUCAACGCCGACUGUCUGCAGAGUAAGGAAAUACACUCACACACACACAGACUCACUCCCAGAAACACAGGUGAUUGCUGGACUGGAACAAGUCUUACUGUUUUUAUUUUUGUCCCCCCCGCCCUCUCUCCAGUGAUGUGUGCCCAGGGUCUGCAGGCCAAGGAUAAGACAGGUUCCAGUGACCCCUAUGUGACUGUCCAGGUAGGGAAGACCAAACGGCGUACAAAGACCAUCUUUGGGAACCUCAACCCUGUCUGGGACGAGAAGUUCUUCUUUGAGUGUCACAACGCUACAGACCGGAUCAAGGUGCGUGUGUGGGAUGAGGAUGAUGACAUCAAGUCUCGCAUGAAACAACACUUCAAACGAGAGUCGGACGACUUCCUGGGUCAGACCAUCAUCGAGGUCCGCAUGCUCAGCGGGGAGAUGGAUGUGUGGUACAACCUGGAUAAGAGAACUGAUAAGUCGAUGGUGUCGGGAGCCAUCAGAUUGAAGCUCAACGUGGAGAUGAAGGGAGAGGAGAAAGUAGCUCCGCCCCACGGCCAGUACACCUGUUUACAUGAGAACCUGUUCCACCACCUGACGGAGGUAAAGAACAGUGGAGCGGUGAAGAUCCCAGAGGUGAAAGGAGAGGAGGCGUGGAAGGUCUACUAUGACGACGUGUCCCAGGAGAUAGUGGACGAGUUCGCCAUGAGAUACGGAGUAGAGUCCAUCUACCAGGCCAUGACGCAUUUCUCCUGUCUGUCCUCUAAGUACAUGUGUCCGGGGGUCCCAGCGGUGAUGAGUAACCUGCUAGCCAACAUCAACGCCUACUUUGCCCACACCACCACCGUCUCAACCAACAUCUCUGCCUCCGACCGCUUCGCUGCAUCCAACUUUGGGAGAGAGAAAUUUGUCAAACUUCUAGAUCAGCUGCACAACUCUCUGAGGAUUGAUCUGUCCAAGUACCGGGAUAAUUUCCCAGCUGGUAACCCAGAGCGUCUCCAGGACCUGAAGUCUACUGUGGACCUUCUCACCAGCAUCACCUUCUUCAGGAUGAAGGUACAGGAGCUACAGAGUCCUCCCAGAGCCAGUAUGGUGGUGAAGGACUGUGUCAGAGCCUGUCUGGACUCAACAUACAAAUACAUCUUUGACAACUGUCAUGAACUCUACAACCAGCUACUAGACCAGGCCCGUAAGCAGAAUCUUCCCCGGGAGGAGCAGGGUCCGUCUAUAAAGAACCUGGACUUCUGGCCCAAGCUCAUCACUCUCAUGGUGUCUGUGAUCGACGAGGACCGCACCGCCUACACCCCUGUCAUCAACCAAUUUCCCCAAGAGCUGAAUAUGGGGAAGGUCAGCGCUGAGUUCAUAUGGAACCUGUUUGCCCUGGACAUGAAAUACGCCAUGGAAGAGCACGAUAAGCACCGUCUAUGCAAGAGCACAGAGUACAUGAACCUUCACUUUAAAGUCAAGUGGUUCCACAACGAGUACGUCCGUGAACUGGCUGCCUUCAAGGACACACCCCCUGAGUAUUCUCUGUGGUUCGAGCCGUUUGUCAUUCAGUGGCUGUCGGAGAAUGAGGAUGUUGCCAUGGACUUCCUACACGGAGCUCUGGGGAGCGACAAGAAGCUUGGCUUCCAGCCAACGUCGGAACAUGUCCUGUUCUCCUGUUCGGUGGUGGAUGUGUUCACUCAGCUCAACCAGAGUUUUGAGAUCAUUAAGAAGCUGGAGUGCCCCAACCCACAGGCCCUGGCUCACUUCAUGUGCCGCUUUGCUAAGACCAUCAACAAGGUUCUGUUGCAGUAUGCUGCAAUCAUAACCAAGGAUUUUGGCUUGUAUCUGAACCAGGAGAAAGUGCCCUGCAUCCUCAUCAACAACAUCCAACAGCUCAGAGUUCAGCUGGAGAAGAUGUUUGAGUCCAUGGGAGGCAAACAGCUGGAUGCUGAGGCCAGUGAACUACUGAAAGAACUGCAGAACAAACUCAACACCGUGCUGGAUGAGCUCAGUGCAGUCUUCGGCUCCAGUUUCAAACCGGUGAUUGAGGACUGUGUAAAGCAGAUGAACCAGGAAUUAGUUCAGAUGAAGGGGAGUGCUGCAGGGAAGAGCAACGCUGCCAUGGAUGCUGAGACUGUCCUCAGACCACUCAUGGACCUCCUGGAUAAAAAUUUGAUUUUAUUUGCAAAGAUCUGUGAGAAGACGGUGUUGAAACGAGUCCUGAAGGAACUGUGGAAGAUCGUCCUCAUCACUAUUGAGAGAAUGAUAGUCUUACCACCUCUCAACGACCAGAAUCAAGGAGCCCAGAUGAUUUUCAGUGCUGCCAAAGACCUGGGACAGCUAUCCAAACUCAAGUCUUACAGUAGUGUUGUGUUGUGUUGUUGUUCUGCAGGUCAGUCUACCAAUGGCUCCAUGGGGGAGGUGUCUAUCUAUCUCUCCUUUUCUCUCUCUCUCUCUCUGACGGUAGUGUUGUAUUGUUGGUCUGCAGGUCAGUCUACCGACAGCUCCGUGGGGGAGGUGACCAUGCAGGUGGAUCUCAUCUCUCACCCUGGCACUGGAGAGCACAAAGUAAACGUGAAGGUGGUGGGGGUCAACAACCUAAGCUGGCAGACCAAUGCCAUGUUCCGACCGUUCGUGGAGGUGAAUGCGGUCGGGCCGCACCUCGCCGACAAGAAACGCAAGUUCACCACCAAGACCAAGAACAACAAUUGGUCACCAAAGUACAACGAAACAUUCCAAUAUGUUCUGAGCAAUGAGUACGGUCCAGAGUGCUACGAGCUGCACGUCUCAGUGAAGGACUACUGCUUCGCCAGAGAGGACCGUAUCAUCGGCAUGGCGGUCCUCCAGCUCAGAGACCUGGCCGACCAGGGGAGCUGCUGUGCCUGCUACCCCCUGGUGAAGAGCAUCUCCAUGGACGACACCGGACUCACCAUCAUGAGGAUACUCUCUCAAAGGACCAACGACGAAGUGGCCAAAGAGUUUUGUCGUCUCAAGACCGACGUACGCUCUUCAGAGGAGGUGGCCUCCUAGUAUGGAGAUGUGAGGGAGGAAGGGAUGGAAUGAAUGGAUGAUUGCAUGGAAGGGAAGAGAGGAGGGGAAGAGUGGGAAGGAAGGAAGGAAGGAAGGAAGGAAGGAAGGAAGGAAGGAAGGAAGGAAGGAAGGAAGGAAGGAAGGAAGGAAGGAAGGAAGGAAGGAAGGAAGGAAGGAAGGAAGGAAGGAAGGAAGGAAGGAAGGAAGGAAGGAAGGAAAGAAGGAAGGAAAGAAGUUGAGGAGUUGUGUUGUCUGUUUUUGUGCAUGUGCGUAAAACAUCUGUUGGAAUGUUCAUUUUAAACUACAGUAUGUACCAGUGUUUACUUACCGUAUGCUCAAUAUUAAGUACUAUAUUCUACGAGUUAUGUUAACGAGACAUGAAAUACCUUUUUGUAGAACAUUUAGAUUUGUUCCAAUAAAGUGCCAAACCAGAGGAAAAAUAGUACAACAACAAAACAAACAACAAAAGAUAAUAGUGAUGAAUUAUGGUGAUACUUAAUGUUUGAUGAAAAAUUUGCUUGAUUAUUUGGUUCAGUGUAAAAUCAUUCUCUCAAAAAAACGGUGGCGUUUUAAUUGUUAAAAAUCGUCCAUUUGCACCCUCGUUUUGUUACUCGUCCCCUCACACAGCACUUGUUGUGCAUGUCUCGUUUACAACCAUGUCUCUUCCAUCAUCUCACAGUGACCACAGGGUCGGGGUCCAUGUACCCUGGCCCUAAAACUCUUUGUAUUUAAGCCGAAACCUGAAAAGAGACCAUUUUUUUAACGGCGUUGACUGCUAUGUAAACCUUCAUAGGUGUUUGUAAUUUUAUAACCAUGACAACAACGAAAAGCCUCCAGUGCUGUCAGUCUACACAGAAAGGGUGGAUCCUAUCUCCUCUUUUUCUUUUUGCCUGUAAUCUUUCCGUUCGGCCAUCGGCUUCCAGCCUUUCUGUACGACCACUGUGAACACGAGCUUUGGAAGGCAAGCCUAGAUAACAUUGCUGACGGUUUGAUAUUGUUGUUUCAUAUUUAUUAAAAUAACUUUGUUCCUGAGAAACUGCCAAAGUUAUAUAAAAAUGUUUGUACAAAAGCAAUCCAUUACAUGUAUGAAAAAUAUAUAUGUACAUGUGAACUAUUUACUUUUACAAUGCUAAAUAUCUGAUUGUUGAUGGGCGGUUCUAGAACUAUUGUUUUUAGUUUGUGUGAAGCUUUGAGAGUCACAAAAUGUUACUUUACACAUGAGUUGAAUUCAGCUUCUGCCAUUUGGUUUAUUUUUCUUCAUAAAGGAAAGAGUCUAACAUUGGGUAAAUAUGCAACAUUCCUAUGUAUUGCACUGAUGGCGAAUUGUAUGUCAUGUAAAUAUAUUUAGUGAGAAAUUGUACAAAACAACCGUCUCCUUUAUUUCCAACACAUUGUUCAAAGUGUUUUGUUGUUGUUGAGUGAUCUGAUACAUUCAUUCAGUGAUAUAAUCCUAUAUGCUGUAGCCUCUAUAUACAGUAUCUAUUGCCAGAAGAAAUGUCACGUCUCAAAUGGAAUGACAGAGUAAUGUACCGUAUGUCCCACAGAGAUCCUAUAAAUCACUAGAGUUCUACUUCAUUCUAUUGUAUGAACCUUCCCACAUAAAGAUGCAAUCUGUAACUUCAUUGUCCCCUGUGGCCCUGGGCUCAAAUGAAACCCACCCAGUAAUCAACUCUAACCUUUCCUACCCCUCUCCUGGGGGUCCACCAGACAGUGCUCAUUUUCGCGCUAGCCCUGACGUUCCAAGGCUGAGAAUACUUUAACACUAAUCAGUAGAGGACAUUUUCAAUGCCCCUUUUGAAGCUCAGAGUCAGAAUGAAAUUACUCACAGGUCCUGUUCAGACUGGGUGUGUCAAAAAAAGGUAGUAAUUUAAUUGGUUCUACCCAGCGGAUCAAGGUGCGUGUCCUUGGCUUAUGGGCCCUGGUCAAAUGUAGUGCACUAUAUUGUAAAUAUGGUGCCAUUUGAGAAGCUAACCAAUAGAGAACACCCACCAUGGACUAUCCUUCUGCAUGGGCUAUCCUUCUGCAUGGACUAUCCUUCUGCAUGGGCUAUCCUUCUGCAUGGACCAUCCUUCUGCAUGGACUAUCCUUCUGUGUAGUCCAGAGGCAGCUAGCUAGCUAAUCUUAGCUGUUUGCUCGUUCUCCAGAACAAUCGUGUUAUUGUGGACAGCUGAAAGGCUUCCAUAGACAGAUCAGUCUUUAAUUAGUCUAUACAAA
Molecule: messenger RNA, 10793 nt
Organism: Oncorhynchus kisutch (coho salmon)
Lineage: Eukaryota; Metazoa; Chordata; Actinopteri; Salmoniformes; Salmonidae
Product: protein unc-13 homolog C
Exons: 31
Coding region: 1014-8579 (2521 amino acids)
Biological process (GO): dense core granule priming; synaptic vesicle priming; synaptic transmission, glutamatergic
Cellular component (GO): terminal bouton; presynaptic active zone cytoplasmic component; synaptic vesicle membrane
Molecular function (GO): syntaxin-1 binding; calcium ion binding; calmodulin binding
Source: RefSeq, a predicted model, not a curated record